AUGCUGGAAGUCUUCCCAAAGCCAUGGUCAGAUGCCAGUUCACUUUCAGUUUGGAAAGGCAAGAUGGCGUGAAGCUGUGGCAUAAUUGAGAAUUCUGCCCUUGAAGGGGGGGCAUGAGGCUGAAGAUGAUUGAUUGAUUACAACAUGAAGAGAAGGACCAAUAUGAACAAAUAUUUCACACAGUAAGUUACAGGAUAUAAACUCCGCUUGCAAAUUAAUGGAUUUGGAAUAGCUAAAUACAAACGAAAGUCAUCACACCAGUGACUGUUAAAAUAAAGAAUUAAGAUCAGAACUGUGGUACUUGGAUUAACUAAGAGAACUGGAGCAGGACCAAGGAAUAACAUCAUCAUCUCCUGAUAAUCAGAACACGGGAAGUCACCCCAAAUUGUUUUAUUCGGAACUGGAUAAUUGGCUCUUCUAAUUGUAUUGUGAUUUGGUAUUGUAUUAAUGUGGCUUAUAUUGGAUUGCUAUUAAUGAAGAAUUAAUAAAAAAUUAUUUAACAAAUAAAACUGUCUCCAUGUGGGGUGCAACUGAACUGUUGGGAAAAGCCACUUCCGACAUAAGGAGGAGGUGGUGUUGGGGGCUCACGCCCCCAACACACACGCGGAGGCUGGCUUCAGCCCCCGCGCGAACAGGGGAAUCUUCGGGGCCGCGUCAUCCCCUGAGCCAGCCAAUCAGCUGGCUCUGGGGGCAUGGCUUGCCUCAUUUAAGGCAAGUACGGCCCCGGGAUCUCCCUCUUUGGGUCUGCUCAGCUGGUAAGGUUUUCCCACCUGCCCACCCUCUAAGGUUCCCCUUUCGACCUUGCUAUGGACCUUGGUUGGUUGCCAUUAAGGGGCCUGGUAGGAAAUUUUUCCACUUGGCAAAUUAGCACAGGCCAUUUGGUUUUUCACCUACCUCGUAGCAAAUUGUCACAACUCACUUGGUCUUGGCGAUUAGGCAUUGGUAGGGGUACUGUUGGGGGGGGAGGAGUGCCAUCACCUCCCCCAAAUAUUGAAGAGUAGUCCGGUAAAGGAUUCCGGGGGGCAUGGCCUCAUCCGAAGCCUAUGGAGGCCAGGGUCUAAAGUGCGCCCCCAAGCGGUGACCCUGGGGGAGUCCCUAGUUGAUGUGCAUCAGCAGGGCUCCCCCUGCUGGUGUUAACCCUUCCCGGUCUUCAAGCAAGCAGACUGAAGCCGGGUAGUCUGAUAGGACCAAUGCCUAAGCCAAUACCACUCUUUACCUGUAACCAAUAAAGUUGUGGCCUAAUUUCGCCCAUUAACCUUAAAUAUCUGUGUCACGUGUCUUUAUUUCUACUGGUGGGAGGUGGGAACUCACCAUGCAACUGAGGAAGCUGCAUCCACUUGGGUACCAGUCCAUUAAAAACAAACCUAUGUAGGUGAUGUCAGCAGGUUUCAGGAACUUCCUUCAUUGUGAGAUUUGGGGGGUGAUUUGUGAGUUUGUUUGGGCCCUCAGUGAGAGCCAGCAUGGAGGCAUGGAGUCCUGAAAGCCAGGAUGCUGAGGGGUGCUGAGUGGAGAGACACUUAAGCAGUAGAAGGAAAUGUUAUAUACAGAUUGAUUUAUUAGUAAUUUGUGUUAAAUGUUUUAUUUUUUUUGUAACAUUCAUUAUUUUGGUUGUCUAUUGUUGAUUUAGUUUUCUGUACUCCACUUAGAGAUGUAGAAAUUAUCUUAAUAAAUAAAAUAAAAAGUAAGGUUUUUCCAGUCCAUUUGGAAAUGUUGGGGUUUUUUGGGACUCCAGUUUUGUCUCUGCCCACCAGAACCAUGUGGCCCCUGGAAGGCUGCUCAGAAAGGAAUAUGGUCCUUCAGGUGAAAAAGGUUCCCCAUCCCUAACACAAUUCAUUAUUUAAACCAUUAGUUGUGAUAAUACUGUUACAUGCUACCCAUCCCCCUGAGCAGUGAGGGUGUUGCUUGCUGCUGAGUUUUGAUUUCAUGGAGUGAGAAAACAGUGGAGACUUGUGGUAUAAUAUCUGGUUUAUGUACAAUCAGAGGUGCAGAGCACCGUGGAAGCAAGUAGACAUCUAUGGCAGGUAGCAAAAUAACUGUUUCGGCAAGCAAGCAGCACUGGGCUUUAUAUUGUCAAAACCAACUCCAGCAGAAAAUUCUGCCUCUGUCUGCAUCUCUCUGUCUCUGUCCAAAUUCAUAGUUGUCACUUUCCCUCUGGGUUGGACCAAUCCCCCCCUCCCUCCAGUUUUGUGAAAAUAGUCUCCCUGUGGAAAUGUGUGUGUUAUCUUGCUAUUUUCUACUGCUUUUUGGAGGUGAGAGAAAUUUCCCCAAAGAUUUUGGGAGGCAGUUAUUGCUGAACUUACAGGUCUCCCCAGAAGGUGUGACCAAAAAGAUGCUGCAGAGAGAGCCUCACAUUACUAACUGCAUUUAUUGGGAUACCUUGGGAGCAACAUAAUGUGGCAUCACUCAAGGGAUGCAAGAAGGUGUCAUUUUCCAUCCCACCUUGUGUCACAUGAAGCACUGUUUCCAUUCCACUGUCCUUUGUUUUCUGCCAAAAACAACAUUAUUUGUCUCACUGUCUGCUGUGACAAAAUUGCACAUAUUAUAUUGGCAUUCCACCCCAUUAAUUUCAAUGCAAAUGAUGCAAUCCAGUGUGGGGGGGGGGAUCAAUUACAUAUCAUUUGUGGAAUGAAAACAGCAGCUGGAUUGAUUCCCAUUCUGGACAUGGGAUGAAGAAACCAUUUCUACUCCCUUUUCCGUUUUUGGUAAUGUUCUCCCACAUCCCUACAUCAGUCCCCAAGGUGUUCCAUGAAGUGUGACCUAUGGGAAGCUGCAGAGAGAACAUUCAUUAUCCCGUGAGAAGCUUUUUCAAAAGUUGAAAUAGCAAGGGAGGAAAACAGAAGCCUUAGCCACCUCCUACAGUUAAGUCAGGAUAACAGCAUUCUCCCCCCUCCUCAAAAAAUAAAUAAAUCUGGAGGGUUUCAUUGCAUUCUUGUUCAUUUCACAAACGGUCAAAAAAGAAAUUUCAAAAUGUUCACACAGCUCUGUUUUUACAAACUGGACAGAGAUGCCAGACCAUUAAGGAAUAUUAACAUUCCUUUGUUAAGUAGCUGACCAGACAAGAGUUUGUCAGGUGAUAUCAUUCCAGUAUGUAAAUUCAUGCUAAUAAACGCAGCCAAAUUUCUAAUAAUAACAUGUAUUAUAAUGCAGUGUCCAAAAUGAAUUUUCUGAGCAUGUGCAAAUGGACACUAUUCCCUGCUUUUCAGACCUAUAUGCAAGUGAAUGGUGACAAUCACAUUUUAGGUGACUGUCAACAUUUACUUCUGAAUCUUGUCAGUUUUUAGACAUUUACAAAAUUUGUCUGGGAUUGUCACCAAAUUUCAGGCAUUCACUGUAACAUAUGUUAAACUGAUAAUGGCUGCAGAACCAUCUGUUGCAGCAAUGGGGAGACAUAAUGUAAGAUUAUACAUUUUGGGAAUCAUCAGUCACAACUGAGCACCAUUAAGCUUCAAUGGAAGGAUUUAAGUAUGAGAGCAGUGGGGUAUAAAACUCGGGAUGUGCGCUGUGUUUGGUCAAAUCAUGAACCAAAUCAGGUCAAUUUUUUGUCAUAUACAGAUCAAUCUGAAGAUCCUAAAAAUUAGCAAAGGGCAGAUUGGCUUGUUCUGAAUGUAUUUGCAGAGGUUUGUGCAGAUCUGUAGCUCAAAAUAGCCGCUCAGAAAGCCAGACAAAGAGUGUGUUCAAAAUGUUGCCAUAAUUCACUGUGAGUAUAACACAGUGCAACUAAUUCUGAUGCAUUCUGUCCACAGGUCUUAAGCGGAGCUAUACCUGUAACAUCUGCAAUGUCACUCUAAACUCCAUAGAACAGUAUCACGCGCACCUGAAGGGGUCCAAACAUCAGACCAAGUGAGUAACCCUUUGUUGGCUGGCUGGCUGGGUGUGACAUUUUGGUGAGUAAGUCUGAGAGAGGGGGCAUAAGGGCACUGCCCCCCCCCAUCUUCAAUCAGAUCUAUUUUGGAAAUUAGGGUUGUGCCCUUGACUUUUGAGAAUCAUCAUAAUGGAGAGACAGGCAUGGAGGAAAGUUUUUGGAUUGCAUUCUCAAAUACAGGAAACCUAAGAUGGGUUUUCCUAGCAAGAGAGAGAUUUAGACAUUUAAAAACAGGAAAGUAGACAGCUGCGCAAGUUGGCUUCCACUGCAUUUAGAGAUUUGAACCCAAGGGAAAUCUGGGAACAAAACAAAAGCAUACAUUUUUGAGAGUAUCUCAAAACAUGCUGGGAACCAAUUUCCUUGUUUACCUGUCAUUCCACUUUUCACUUUUCCUGUAGUUCUAUUUUGAUCCUCUCUCUUGCGUGAGUGAGAGAGGUUUCGAACUGCUACAUGGUGUAGCUCUCCUGGAAUCACUUCAGAAUGUAGCAGAAGGAGCCAUGUACUUGGAAGCUUUCUUUCUUCAUAAUGCCAGGCACAUGGGAGAGAAGGUUAAGGCUGAGUCUUUCUUCUUGACAUGCUAACUUGUCACAGACAGAAAGGCUGUGGGAAGGGUUGUUGCCAAAACAUUAGAGCUAUGUGUAAGCAGCAUCUCAAAUGUUAUCCACCCUGUUGGUGUCAGAGAAAUCAGGAGGAUCAUUUCACUAAAUUUCUCCAGGGGAAGAGAAAUACUCUAGCAGUUGCUCAGAGGUGGAGUUCACCAUUAGAAAAUGCCAUAGCACAGCUUCUUUUUAAUAUAAGGUUUUCUUUUUAAGAGCACAAGCUUCAUUUGUCCAGUGAGUUUCUGGGCCCAAUUCAAGUCAUUAGUAAAGGUAAAGGUAAAGGUAAAGGGACCCCUGACCAUUAGAUCCAGUCGUGACUGACUGGGGUUGCGGCACUCACCUUGCUUUAUUAGCCGAGGGAGCCGGCAUACAGCUUCCGGGUCAUGUGGCCAGUAUGACUAAGCCGCUUCUGGCGAACCAGAGCAGCGCACGGAAAUGCUGUUUACCUUCCCGCCGGAGGGCAAGUAUUUAUCUACUUGCACUUUGACGUGCUUUCGAACUGCUAGGUUCACCCUGUCGCGGGAUUCGAACCACCGACCUUCUGAUCAGCAAGUCCUAGGCUCUGUGGUUUAACCCACAGCGCCACCCGCGUCCCAAGUCAUUACUACUUGCAUGCAAACUCCAAAAUAGCUUGGAAUCCAGGUACCUAAAAGAUUGCCUCCCCCAGUAUCAACCAUCUUGGACCGUAUGGCCGGCAGAUGAGCCCCUGUUGGCAGUCGUGUCACUUGGGACUCAGCUAUACAGCUGCAAAUAAAACGUUUUAAGUGUGUUUUAAGUGCGAUAUAUAUUGUGACACUAGAUGGCCUUAUGGAAAAUUCAAUGUAUUUUUUAAAAACGCUUUUUAAAAAGCAUUUUCAGAAUAGUUUUUAUAUGUGUGUAGAUUCCACCUUAGUGUUGUCCGGUUGGUGCUGACCCAUGAAUGGGCCUUAGGGUUCUUAGUGGUCCCCUGAUUAUGGAGCGCCCCUCAUGGUGAGGUACAUCUGUCCCUUCAUUAUUAGCAUUCAGGGGCAUUUAUAAAUGUCCUUGAUGGUUGUUCAUUUGAUGGCUAAAAUAUGCAAUUUCUGGCAACCUGUUUCCAAAGAUUAGGCCAUUCUUAAAUGUUUUUAAAUGUUUUGAUUUAGUUUAUUUUUACUGAAAUGAUGAUGAUCCAGUGCUAAAGUUUGAGUUUCCCCUGGGGGAAAGAGGCAGGUCAAAUGGAGGUGUGUAUAAGCCCUCAGUGCUACUCUGGUUUUAAUUUCAGUUGGAAAUUUGGAUUACCAAAUACCUGGUGGAAAGCCAUACAUGUGCUAUAUACUUUUAUUGUUCAUUUAUUUAUUUUUCUCUGUUGUUAAAACCCUGCAAUUGUGCAAUGAUGAAAUUUGGGCUCGUCCCCUAAGCUUGUUUGUGUGUACAGGUAUCAGGAGAUGGAAAUUUCUAUGGUCUGUUUGGCACUUCAUGAAAACUUAAAGAGAACUUUGAAAUAACAGUUUUAUGUUCUCCCCACCCCCCACCCCAUAAUUUGUAAAAUCCCACUAUUUCACUGUUUCAUCAGUUGACCAUUUUAAGUCAGCCCCCGUGGGUUUUUUAGGGAGCAUGAAGCAGGUGCUCCCAGCAUGGCCUGGACUGCCAUGGCAGGAUCCUUCACCCUCCACACCCCACACCCUGGCACAUGCACACACCCCAGACACACGUUCCCACUCCGAGUGCCGUGAGUUGACGCAACACCACUGAGCUCCACUUCUGCUUAAGGUUUCUCACUUUGCCUUUGGCAAAGGAAAACAUCACAUGCACCAAUAAUCUUCCCUUUCUGCUCUCUUGCAAAGAAAGAACCUUUCUUUUCUUAACAUGUUCUAUAUUUUUUCACUUGCAAUUUCCUCUGCACACCUCACCUUUCCUCAGCAUCUAUGAAUAUGAAAGGCCUUGACUAGAUCCCCCUCACUGCAUUUUUAUUCCUUCCAUUCUUCAGACAAUGCAAACGAUUUCUCUCUCAGCUUUUUUGCCUCUGAGCCAAAGCAGCAGUGACUGUUCUGUUAAGAGGAAGUUGACCUUCACUUCAAAGAGAUUUAUAAAAAGUUAGCCUACCUUAAAUUGGAUUUCUGGACAUGAAUGUGGACAGGGUUUAAAAAAUGAAGAAAUCUGAGCUAUUAUGACCCCCUUCCCUAGCCACUACACUGGUUACAUAAUUUGUUCUGGAGGUCCGUUCUUAACCUGAAACUGUUCUUAACCUGAAGCACCACUUUAGCUAAUGGGGCCUCCCACUGCUGCUGCGCCACCACCGCACGAUUUCUGUUCUCAUCCUGAAGCAAAGUUCUUAACCCGAGGUACUAUUUCUGGGUUAGCGGAGUCUGUAACCUGAAGCGUAUGUAACCCGAGGUACCACUGUAUCUGCCUGCUGGUUGUGGAGAAGGGGCAAUAUGAAGAAAGCACCUGAUGUUGUAGAAGGUGGUCCUUCCAGUGUCUGGACCCCAAGCUGUUGGGGGCUUAAUUGACGUAAUCACCAGCACUUUGAUUUGUGCCCGGAAACAGACCUCGACCAUUAUUUUGUUGUUGUUUAGUCGUGUCCGACUCUUCAUGACCCCAUGGACCAGAGCACGCCAGGCACUCCUGUCAUACACUGCCUCCCACAGUUUGGUCAGACUCAUGUUCGUAGCUUCGAGAACACUGUCCAACCAUCUCGUUCUCCUUGUGCCCUCAGUCUUUCCCAACAUCAGGGUCUUUUCAAGGGAGUCUUCUCUUCUUAUGUGGUGGCCAAAGUAUUGGAGCCUCAGUGUAAGGAGUGUGUACAGGAGCCAGCCCUGUGACUGGUAGGGCCUUGCAGGUCUGGGGCCUUCCUGAGUUUGGCCUGGAAGGGCAAGGUGCGGCUGCACAAGGUGAGGCUUGACAGAAGACUCGUAGUACCUGGUGGUAAGGGCCGGGAGGGGUAUAUAAGACCAGCAUUUCCCUCUGGCUCUUUACCACAGCAACACACUACCCACCUAGCUGUGCUUCGGCUUCCUGACUCUUGGACCCUUGGCUUCCUGACUCUUGGCUUCCUGACCCCUGGACUGCUGAUUCCUGCUUCCUGAACUCUACCCUGGUCCCGACGUACCAAGCCAGGGUUCCGACUGCCUGUAAUCCAAACCAUGACAGUUUGCUGUGGCCAACCUACGUCCUGGCCACGUUGCCAGAUGGACAGAGCCCAGUCUACAGAUCUCACCACGGUGCUGCAGAACCUUCACACACAGGUAGCUAUGUUCCAGGUGGAGGUUCGAGCAGCCCCGGCUGCAGCCCCAGCUGCAGCCCCAGCCUGAUGUGACCCCAUUCAGGGGGGAGCGUGGGGCCCUUUGGGGUUUCGUGAGCCAGUGCUGGCCACCUGCGCAGCAGUCUGCACAGCAGACUUUCCCACUCCACGGAGUCAGGUGUGCUUCAUGGUUAGCCUUCUCUCAGGUCUGGCACUUUCCUGGGUCACUCCGUAUCUUGAGGCCAAUGACCCCAUGUUCAGGGAGCCCAGACCGCUAAGAUGACCCUGUAGAACCUCCAGCAGGGCACUCGCCCGGUUACUGAGUACGCCACAGAGUUUUGUCAGUAGACUGCGGACACCCUGUGGAAUGAAGCUGCCUGUUGGUUCCACUUCUGCCAGGGACUUCAUCCACGCCUCAAGGACGAGUUGGCGCAGGUGACCCCCCCCCCCAGCAGCCCUGACAGACUUUUUCACGCCUGUCCGAGAGGGAUUCCGAGCGCCGCUUGAGGGGGCCCCAGGAGCCCAGUGCUGCGGUGGGGCUUGAGGAGGAGCCUAUGCAAGUAGGUACCGCCCGCCGCUCUCUCCAGCCAGGAUAAGGGUCAGAGGCAGGCCUUAUGCUUGUACUGCAGAGAGGGAGGCCAUUUCACAGCAGGGGGCCUGGCGAAGAGGUUCGCGUCAGGAAACAACAAGCCCCGGCUGUGCUAGGAGGGGCUCAGCCGGGGCCGAGUCACUGUGCACCCCAUUUCCUGCUCCCUAGCCGCAUUCUCCUUCCCCAGGGGGGCAUGCUGGUCCUGGAGGCAGUGAUUGACUCCGGAGCCUCAUGGACAUCAGUUUCGCCAAGAAGUACCAGGUGGUAAAAGCAUCACCUGUUCCACUGGUGGGCCUGGACGGGACCCCCCUCACAUCGGGACUCAUUAACCAUGAAACCUGUCUGCUGGCCAUGUUGGUGGCACCCUGUCACCAGGAACUGUUAACAUUUGAGCUGGUCCAGACCCCACAUUUUCCGGUGGUCCUCAGGAGCCUCUGGUUGGUCCGGCAUGACCCCGCCAUUUCCUGGGCACAGCGAACCCUGUGUUUCUCAUCAUCUUCCUGCCACAACGUCUGUGUCCAGCCCCCCAUGUUGCCUCCAUCACAGCCAGAACCCGCGCAGUCCCACUGACCAGCCCCCAGUUCUUCCACUUUGCAUGGGACUGCCCCAGACGGGGCAGGGGCCACUGGAUGCCAGCCUAAUCCUGGAGCACUACCGGGAUUUGGUGGAUGUAUUUGAGAAGAAAGGGGCUGAGGUGUUGCCACCUCAUUGGACUUACGAUUGCCCUAUUGACUUGCAGCCAGGAGCAGAUAUUCCCUUUGGCCACAUUUAUGCCUUGUCGGCUCCUAAUCUAGGGGCCCUUUGAGAGGAGCUAGACGACAACCUUGCCAGGGGGUUCACUCCACGUCCCCUGCUGGGGCCGCCAUCUUCUUCGUUAAAAAGAAGGGCAGUGGGCUACAUCCAUGUAUCUACUGCUGAAAGCUGAACCAGGUUACCAUCAAGAAUUGCUACUCCUUGCCAUUAAUUCCUGAAUUGUUCAUGAGGCUGAAUUGUUCAAAAGGCUGGGAUGAAUGGAAAACAGUGUUCUGAACCCAGUAUAGCCAUUUUGAGUACCGAGUCAUGCCCUUUGGACUGUGCAAUGCACCGGCCACGUUCCAGCACUUUGUAAACAACGUUUUUUGUGACUUACUGGACCAGUUUGUGGUCGCGUACUUGGAUGACAUAUUGAUAUUUUCAACGUCCCCAGAGGAGCAUCGCCAGCAUGUCCGUCUGGUCCUGCAGCACCUUAGGUAGCACCGGCUGUAUGCCAAGCUGGAAAAGUGUGUGUUCCACCAGGAGCACAUGGAGUUCCUGAGUUAUAUCAUUUCCCCUGCUGGCCUCCAGAUGGACCCCCAAAAGGUGCAGACAGUGCUGGACUGCAGCCCCCCCCCCCCCGGAAUGUAAAGGGGGUGCAACGAUUCAUCGGGUUUGCCAACUUCCACCGCCACAGGGGUUUUUGCAUGUGGUUGCCCCCAUCUGCACCCUGGUCCGGAAGGACGCCAUGUUCCAGUGGGCGCCAGCAGCGCAAGAGGCCUUCAAGCUCCUGAAGGAGGCUUUUACCUCUGUCCCCAUCCUGGCCCAUCCGGGUUAGGGUUAGGGUUAGGGUUAGGGUUAGGUUUUCAGCAGGGCAAAGCUGAUCCAUGUGUGUUUGUCAAAGAGGAGGGGCAAAACAAACUGUAUUGUUUAUGUUUUGUUGAUGAUCUUCUGAUGUUUUGGAAGAAUCAGGCUUUGUACCAAAGCACCCUAGCUCAGCUGAAGGAGCACUUUGACAUGAAGGAUCUUGGUGAGGUAUCCAACUAUCUUUCUCUGCAGGUGGAGAGGGACCAAGCAGGUAAUUUUCUGGUACACCAAACACAGAAAAUUGCUGAUGUAUUAACCAGGUUGAAUUUGGUUGAUGCAAACCCAGCAGACACACCAAUGGUGACAGGUUACCAGGUAGAUAGUACUGCUGAAGCGUUUUCUGACACUACGCUGUACAGAUGCAUUCUAGGCAAGAUGAAUUUCAUUGCUAGAUGCUCAAGACCUGACAUAGCUGUAAGCACUAACCUGCUUAGCAGACAUGCCAACAAUCCUACUGUUCAGGAUUGGAAAGCUCUGAAGUGCAUAGCCCGCUAUUUGAAAGGGACUUUGCACUACAGGCUGAGGUUCACCAGUCAGAAGACUGGAGGUCUUGAAAUCUUUGCAGAUGCUAGUUUUGGAAGUGACACCACGGAUGGUACAAGCACUUCUGGAGUAUGCUACAUGUACAACCAAUGUCUGUUUGACUGGCUGUGCAAAAAGCAGACGACAGUAAGCCUAAGUUCCUGUGAAGCAGAACUCAAUGCUCUGUCAUUUUCACUCAUGCAUUGUGAAUGGUUGAUGCAACUGUUUAAGGACAUCACAGUUUCUGUGAAAUGUCCUAUACAAGUGUAUCAAGACAAUAGAUCCUGUUUGGCUUUGCUGAACUCAGAGAGUUGCAAGCAAAGAACCAAGUACUUGCAGAUUAAGCUACAUCGUGCAAGAGAGUGUAUUCAGAAAGGACUCAUGCAGGUGUCCUACAUGGCAGGAAAUGAAAUUCCCGCUGAUCUGUUGUCUAAGGUUGUUAACAGAGAACAACUUAAGGUUUAUGUACAGAGGUUGCAAUUGGGUUGAACCACAGGUACUACAGGUUACACGGAAAGGGGGACAAUGUUAGGAUAUUUCCGUUCCACCUUAAAAAGGGAGCAGGUUGUUGCGUCACAGCCUGCGUAUUUCCUGUUCACAGGAAGUUUAUGUUUUGUCUAUUGCUUUCGUUUCUCUCUCUGUGCCUGAGACAUCGAAGCAGGCAGUCAUGUUUUUUCUUUGUUCUGAUCAACGCUGAAUAAAGUUGUAAAUAAUACUCUCCUGAGUGCAUCUUUCGCUGUGCGAACUCUGCUGAUAGAGCGUGCACGAGCUCUGGAAUGUGGCAAGCUAUUUCUUGAGGCUCGUGUCGCUAAUUGACUGAUACUGCGUUUCUACUAGAGAUCGAUGGAUCGUCCGGCAUCGACGUGGGGGCAUGAUGGCCUUUGUCCCCCUGGCAGUAUCCCAACACUUUGUUUUUUUGAUGUUGAGCUUCAGACCGUAAGUUGUGCUCUCCUCUUUCACCCUCAUUAAAAGGUUCUUUAAUUCCUCCUCACUUUCUGCCAUCAAGGUUGUGUCAUCUGCAUAUCUGAGGUUGUUGUUAUUUCUUCUGGCAAUCUUAAUUCCGGCUUGGGAUUCAUCCAGUCCAGCCUUUUACAUGAUGUGUUCUGCAUAUAAGUUAAAUAAGCAGGGAGACAAUAUACAGCCUUGUCGUACUUUCCCAAUUUUGAACCAAUCAGUUAUUCCAUAUCCAGUUCUAACUGUUGCUUCUUGUCGCACAUAGAGAUUUCUCAGGAGACAGAUGAGGUGAUCAGGCUAUAUGCUUUUAAAUGUGCUUGUGAAAGGUAGUGAUGGGCAUUAUUGGUUUGUUUUGUUUUCGUUCUUCUUUUCAUUAUGUAUUUUAUGUUUUGAUCUUCUGUUUUUAUGCUGUGAACCACCCUGAGAGCUAUGGAUAAAUACAAUAUGAUUCAGUUGUAGGUUCAGAAGAAGCAACCCAUAUGAUCAGGGGGCUGCAGCAGUUCUUACAUGAGGAAAGGCCAUGUCAGAGGCUUUUUAGUUUGGGGGGGGAGAAGCAAACAGCGGGUGGUGGGAGUGGAUAUGAUUGAAAUUUACCAAAAAUGAUUUAUGGUGUGGAGAGAAGUGUUUUUAAUUUAUCUGACAUAAUGCUGGAGUCUGGGGUCAUCUAAUGAAAUGGACAGUGGAUCCAAGACCAGAAAAAGGAAGGACUUCUUCACCCAGCAUAUAUGAUUUAUGAACUUGGCUCCCACGUGAAAACGCCAUCAAAAAUGAGUCCAUCAGUGAGCACGAGGCAUGAUGACUCUAUGUUACUUCUAGGUUCAGAAGCAGCAUGCCUUUGAGUUGCCAGUGGCUGGCAAGCACAAAUGAGGAGGGUGCUCUGGUGCUCAGAUCCUGCUUUGGGGCUUGCCCCGGGCAUCUGGUCAGACACUAUAAGAACAGGGGGGUGUUGAAUUAGACGGGCCUUUGAUCUGGUCCAGAAUGCUCUUCUUACAUUUAAGUUUCUGUGUCCCAACUUCACUUCAUUGGUGCCACUCCUAGGAGUUGAGGAGUUUGCAAUAUAAUGAUACCACAUCUAGAAAUGCACUGAAUAGCCUAAUUCUGUUUCAUUCUAAUUUUGCUGCUGCUCAGUCUUAGGUUUUUCAUCCUGUUUUGUGCAGAUGUUUUGGAGGAAUGCAUGAAAAAUCUCUAUUUAAAUUACACAUUUUGCAUGUAUUUGUUAUUUUAAAUGUACAUUUUCAAUGUUUUUCAAUGAACUACAGUUUUAAACCUAAAAUACAUAUUUUCAGGCACAAAGACUGCAUCACAAAAUCUGGAUAAGUAUAUAAUCCAAUUUGGAGUCACAUUCUGAUUUCUUUUGGAGUGUUGGAGCAAGCUGGUCUGUUGCAAAAAGCAAAUUCCUCCUCUAUUCCCAAUCCCAUCACAGGUUUUAUAUUGCUGAGAAGAUAAGAAGAUGCAUGACUGUUGCAUUCAACAAAAACCAUGAAUGUGACAUGACACCGAGUUCCAGCUUCCCAGAAUAGAGAGAGAGAGAGCAGAUAAAAGCCAAUGGCGUUAAAGCAAUAUUCUUGAGACUCAUACUGCUAGGGAACUGGCAUUUGCCUGAACCUGAAAAGAUGUCCAAAUAGGCCCUAGACCUCCAUCCCCUUCCAGUGCCUCUGGGAUAAUGCUAUGGGUUAGGUCAAUGGCCCAUCUAGUCAUAGAAUCAUAGAAUCAUAGAGUUGGAAGAGACCACAAGGGCCAUCGAGUCCAACCCCCUGCCAAGCAGGAAACACCAUCAGAGCACUCCUGACAUAUGGUUGUCAAGCCUCUGCUUAAAGACCUCCAAAGAAGGAGACUCCACCACACUCCUUGGCAGCAAAUUCCACUGUCGAACAGCUCUUACUGUCAGGAAGUUCUUCCUAAUGUUUAGGUGGAAUCUUCUUUCUUGUAGUUUGGAUCCAUUGCUCCGUGUCCGCUUCUCUGGAGCAGCAGAAAACAACCUUUCUCCCUCCUCUAUGUGACAUCCUUUUAUAUAUUUGAACAUGGCUAUCAUAUCACCCCUUAACCUCCUCUUCUCCAGGCUAAACAUGCCCAGCUCCCUUAGCCGUUCCUCAUAAGGCAUCGUUUCCAGGCCUUUGACCAUUUUGGUUGCCCUCCUCUGGACACGCUCCAGUUUGUCAGUGUCCUUCUUGAACUGUGGUGCCCAGAACUGGACACAGUACUCCAGGUGAGGUCUGACCAGAGCAGAAUACAGUGGCACUAUUACUUCCCUUGAUCUAGAUGCUAUACUCCUAUUGAUGCAGCCCAGAAUUGCAUUGGCUUUUUAGCUGCCGCGUCACACUGUUGGCUCAUGUCAAGUUUGUGGUCAACCAAGACUCCUAGAUCCUUUUCACAUGUACUGCUCUCAAGCCAGGUGUCCCCAUCUUGUAUUUGUGCCUCUCAUUUUUUUGCCCAAGUGCAAUACUUUACAUUUCUCCCUGUUAAAAUUCAUCUUGUUUGUUUUGGCCCAGUUCUCUAAUCUGUCAAGGUCGUUUUGAAGUGUGAUCCUGUCCUCUGGGGUGUUAGCCACCCAUCCCAGUUUGGUGUCAUCUGCAAAUUUGAUCAGGAUGCCCUUCAGUCCAUCAUCCAAGUUGUUGAUAAAGAUGAUGAAUAAGACCGGGCCCAAGACAGAACCCUGUGGCACCCCACUAGUCACUCUUCUCCAGGAUGAAGAGGAACCAUUGAUGAGCACCCUUUGGGUUCGGUCAGUCAGCCAGUUACAAAUCCACUGAGUGGUAGCAUAAUCAAGACCACAUUUUACCAGCUUCUUUACAAGAAUAUCAUGAGGCACCUUGUCAAAUGCCUUGCUGAAAUCAAGGUAGGCUACAUCCACUGCGUUCCCUUCAUCUACCAGGCUUGUAAUUCUGUCAAAAAUGAGAUCAGGUUAGUCUGACAUGACUUAUUUUUCAGAAAUCCAUGCUGACUAUUGGUGAUCACAGCAUUCCUUUCUAGGUGCUCACAGACUGUUUGCUUAAUGAUCUGCUCCAGAAUCUUCCCUGGUAUUGAUGUCAGACUGACUGGGCGGUAAUUAUUUGGGUCCUCUCUUUCCCCCUUUUUGAAAAUAGGGACAGAAAAUAGUCCAGAAUCCUAGUUUCACAGUGGCCAACCAGAUGCCUGUUGGAAGCUGGCGACCCAGAUCCAAGCAAAAGAGCACUCUCCCUUUCAGGAGCCCAGGCUGCCGUCUUGAUAACACAGCACGCAAGUUGAAAUUAGCUAGAAGAUUUAUUGCAUUUCUGGGUUUGUUUCCUGUCUAAUACAUUUUCCAUACGUCUACUCUUUGGGCUCAGGGGAUUAAUUGCUGCCUCUUCCGGUGAGGAAAUGCUACCCCCUCCUGCUUUCUGAAGCUGCCUGUGCUUCUUGAGCAAGCUGACUUCUCUCCCUUCCACUCUCUGCUAACGCUUUAUCUAUUGCUUGUCUUCCAGUAGGAAUGUGUACACGCUCAAAGUUCAGGAACCAUUUUAUCCCUCUAUUACUGCCUCCAGCAGUGGCACUUGAAAGGGUGUACAGAAGAGAAGUGGCACCCUCCUGGCAGUGGUGCUGGGCUGGAGAUGUGGUAGCAGCAAGACCUGGGGAUCCCCUGCGUUGCCUCACCCCUGCUCCAUCCCUGUCCCAGAACAUAGCUUCUGUGAGGCUGUGGCUGCCACUUCAUAUGCACACCCUCAUAUGCUGCCCUGUUCCCCCGCCCCUGGAUUUGAAGACACAUUUCUCUGAAGAGUCUUUGGAUGGGUCUUUCCUGGAUGGGUCUGAAGAGCUUUUUGGUUCACAGCACAGCCUAAGAUAGAUUCUGGAACUGAAAGAAUUAGAAGGAGACUGUUAUAAUAUGCACUUGAGCUCAGGGCUGGCCCACCCAUGAGGCAAGGUAGGGGGCAGCACAUUUGGCUUCCAAAGACUAGGAACAUGUGAAUGUUCCUUCCUUUGUUUCUGAUAUAGCUCUCCACUCCCCACCUUGUUCCUGAUGUAGAGCUUCACUCCCUCCACUUCCCUUCUUUCCAGGUUGGGGGUAGGCAAAAUUUUGUGGUUUUCUUCAGGUACCAAAAUGUCUUGAGUCGGUCCUGCUUGAGCUCAUGUUUGGUCUGGGCAAAAUCACAACACAUUUUCAAGCUUGUUUGUGUUCCCCUCCCAGUCCCAUAUUCCUAAAUAGGUAUACUUGAUGAACUUUUGAGGGGUUUUUUUUAAAAAACUUACUUAGGUGGCUUCCUGCUUGUGGAAUGCUCUUCCCAGGAAAGCUUGCCUAGUGUCUUUACUACAUAUCUUUAGGUGUCAGGUAAAAACAUUUCACUUUUCCUAGGCCUUUGGCUAAUUAAAAAAAUCUGUAGCAUUUUAAACUGUAUUUGUGGAUUAUUGUAUUUGUUUUUUACUAUGUUAUGGAAACCCAUAUGGGCGGGGUAUAAAUUAUGAUGAUGAUGAUGUAUUUUUAUGUUUCAAACACCUCUGUGAUCUUCAGAUGAGGGUCAGUAUAGAAAUUUAAUAAAUAAUAAUAAUAAAGUAGUACAUUAAUUUUUUUAAAUUGGCAUAAACUAAGUGCUCCACCUGACCUUUUGUACUGGGAAUGUCAAAGAGAAUUAUUUUCACUAAUCAUGGAUGCGUCCAAGUGUCUUGGAAAAAAUGGGAACAGUGUUAACAAUAUUACUAAAAUGUCUGAUUUACAGCUCCUCCUUGACCACUUGGUUUUGAUGACUCAUACAAGGUUUGGUGAAUGGAUUUCUUAUGAUUGCAACAUCCUGAAUAAGAAAUAAAAAUAUUAGACUCUAGCUGACCUUAACUCUCUUGGAGAAUGGGAAAAUACAUUAUUAUCCCCAAAUUAAUAAUCAGUUAACAUCAGAAGACGGGUGAACAUGCUGUUGCUGCACACCCCAAUCUCUGAGCACUGCAAGAUUUCCAGUGGUUCCAGGAACUUUACUCAGAGUUGGUGCUUCCUUUUGGGAAUGAGGCACAGCAGAGACUGUGGUGUCUUUAUGUGUUUAUUUACACAUAUAUACAACCUAAUCCUACAAUGGAGGGGUUCACAACAUAAUCACUCCAAGAGGGUCUUGCUUCCCCCACAGCAGUAGAUUCAAAACAGAAUCAACCAUCAUGCUCUCAUGGCUCUAGCUUGCCGCCUUUACCCAACUGUAACCUUUUCCCUUCAACUCUAAAAGCUCACCUCAAACUCUGCCUUUGUCUUCUAACUAACUCUGAGUUGAGGGAGGGGCUCAUCCCAUUUGCCAUGUACCACAGAGCCCCAUCUCUUUCCUCAUGGUACGUCACCUUUUGUUCUCCUAAUGGCCCAUGACCCCAGGUGAUUUCCUCAUCACAAAACUGGCCUGGCUUAUAUUUUAACAUUUGCUGAAUCCAAAGGUUCAGUAUCUGGCACCCAGAUAUUCACAACAGGGGAGUCUGAAAUUCAGUACACAGGGGAGUCUGGCACUCACACACGCAUAACAAUACAAUACAAUAGAUUAGUGAAAACUAGAAUAUAUUUUAUUAAUCAUUGAUUUAAACAUGAGUUGAUGUUUAACAUAAUUGCUAUAGUGCAAUAGUCACAAUUUAAAGACAUGGUCCAUCUUCAUCUAUAUAAAAGCAACAAUUUGCACACAUGACACUGGAAACAUUUCGGAAUUCAAACUGAUUGAAUUUCAAACCAAAGCAAUAAAGCACAUCUGCCCCAUUUUUUCUAAAAGAUUAUUAUUUUCGGGGGUAAUUUGAAUUCCUGCAGCAUUUAUUAAUAGCCACAAGUUUAUUCUAUGAGCUUCAUGCUUCAUGCAGAGAACUGACUAAUAUAUGAAAAAGAGGUCUGUAGUGCAAUAAUAACUCUAGCAGAUGAAUAAUUAUAAAAGCUAAUUGGGAUUUAAAGGCACUAAUUUAAUACUUCUGUGCUGCUAGAAAGAGGCUGGAAUAGUUCCAUCAUGAUGAGAUUUAAAGUUCUCAGCUUUCUUUUUUGUUGAAAGGGGGAAAUAGUUAUCUUGAUUUGUUUAAGUAUUUUGAUCACAUUUUGAAAAUCACUGAAUCUGUAAUGGGAGUGCCUGAUCACCUUAUCUGUCACCUGAGAAAUCUCUAUGUGGGACAAGAAGCUACAGUUAGAACUGGAUAUAGAACAACUGAUUGGUUCAAAAUUGGGAAAGGAGUACGGCAAGGCUGUAUAUUUUCUCCCUGCUUAUUUAACUUAUAUGCAGAAUUCAUCAUGCGAAAGGCUGGGCUGGAUGAAUCCCAAGCCGGAAUUAAGAUUGCCGGAAGAAAUAUCAACAACCUCAGAUAUGCAGAUGACACAACCUUGAUGGCAGAAAGUGAGGAGGAAUUAAAGAACCUUUUAAUGAGGGUGAGAAAGGAGAGUGCAAAAUAUGGUCUGAAGCUCAACAUCAAAAAAACGAAGAUCAUGGCCACUGGUCCCAUCACCUCCUGGCAAAUAGAAGGGGAAGAAAUGGAGGCAGUGAGAGAUUUUACUUUUUGGGCUCCAUGAUCACUGCAGAUGGUGACAGCAGUCACGAAAUUAAAAGACGCCUGCUCCUUGGGAGAAAGGCGAUGGCAAACCUAGACAGCAUCUUAAAAAGCAGAGACAUCACCUUGCCAACAAAGGUCCGUAUAGUUAAAGCCAUGGUUUUCCCAUACAUUUCCCAUGUAUGGAAGUGAGAGCUGGACCAUAAAGAAGGCUGAUCGCCAAAGAAUUGAUGCUUUUGAAUUAUGGUGCUGGAGGAGACUCUUGAGAGUCCCAUGGACUGCAAGGAGAUCAAACGUAUCCAUCCUUAAGGAAAUCAGCCCUGAGUGCUCACUGGAAGGACAGAUCGUGAAGCUGAGGCUCCAAUACUUUGGCCACCUCAUGAGAAGAGAAGACUCCUGGAAAAGACCCUGAUGUUGGGAAAGAUGGAGGGCACAAGAAGAAGGGGACGACAGAGGAUGAGAUGGUUGGACAGUGUUCUCGAAGCUACAAACAUGAGUCUGACCAAACUGCAGGAGACAGUGGAAGACAGAAGUGCCUGGUGUCACGAAGAGUCGGACACGACUAAACGACUAAACAACAACAACAAAAUGUACUCAUUUCUCCCCCAGUCUCAGGCUGCAUUCAGUCUUCACAUGCACAUGGGGAAAGGGAAAAACAACAACAAAGAAACAGUCUUUGUGAUUGUGUUGUGCCUAUGGUUGCAGCAAGUCUCUUUUUUGGUGUGGUGCAGGAGCUGAAUGACAUGGCCCCCAAACAAUCUUGAUAACUAUAUGUACAAUGACACCAAGACCUACAUGCAAUCCUACAUGUGACCUCAUUGAGGUUGCUCUUUUAUUUACUCCUCUUUUUUGCAGUGUUUUGUUAAAGUGCAGUGGGAAGAUACAAACAAGCAGGAAACAUUGAAAUGGUCCAGCAAGCUGUUUAUGCCAUAACACUGGAUUUAAUUUGAGAAUUUAAAAGGAAAUUUUGCAGAGGGGGGUUGGUGGUCACAUGGCUAAAAGUCCUGCAGGCAAGGAACCUGAAUGGAAAGGGCAUUUUGAAGAUGUUGGACCCCCAUCCCCAGGUAAUUUGAACAUUUAAUAUACCAGUUCUCCCCCUCCCCAGGGGAGUGAAGCAUUUCACAAAAACAGUGUGUGGGCUUUGCCACAGCAUGGCCACUAAGCUUAUCAUUUGGUUAGGUUUGUGAAAUGUGUACCUCACUUCCCACUAAGUAAGUCCCAAAGCAAUUUAGAACAAAAAAUGUAAAUGUUACAAUAAAACCACAGAAACAUGAUUGAAAGCGGAUUUAACUAUGCAAUAAUAUAUAUAUUAUGGUGCUGCCCCAAAGCUCUGGAAAACAAACAGCUCUCAAUAACCAAAAUGAUGACAUGGUUGGCGCCAGGUUAGCCUCCCUGGAGAGAGCAUCCCAUAAAAAAGGGGCUACUACAGAUAAGGCCUGUUCUUUGGCCCACCUCUCUCCAGAGAGCCCUCAAAUUUUGUGCUUUCAUUCCUGUUGCAAAUGAGUAAGAAGCUUCUUCCUCCCCCUUUUUUUUGCAGCCUGAAGAACCAGUAG
Molecule: messenger RNA, 19309 nt
Organism: Podarcis lilfordi (Lilford's wall lizard)
Lineage: Eukaryota; Metazoa; Chordata; Lepidosauria; Squamata; Lacertidae
Source: the annotation of a GenBank genome assembly